GCUAUUUUUGUGCGUUUCGCUUAUUGUAUAUUGUUCGUGUUCGCGAGAGACAGCGAGGGUUGUUUUGGUGGUGUGUGCGGUGAUUGUAACGAUUGCGAGACGACCGAAACGUGCCGGGAAGCUAACCGCGAACCGAUUGCCGGUUGCAAACCAGUCCGAGUUAUACCGUGCACGGGAAAGGAACAGCUCAGCUGCAAGCAGUUUAACAGUUUUCAUUUGCGCGAAGGAAUCUCUAAUAAAAGUUGAAGAGCACCAUGGCCCUUGCCGAGAACACCACCAAGACGGAAAUGACGCUGACGGAAACCUCGACGCCCGUCAUCUCGAAGGAGGUGAUCACCGAACGUACGGCGGACGGUGUGUCGGAGAAGAACGUUACCCAGUCCAAGAGCUACGGAUCGGCCAGCGAAAAGUCCAUGGUUGAAGAGUCGGCCAACUCCAUCACGAAGAAGCACGAAAAGUCCGAGUCAGCGUUCGCCUCGGAGCGCAGUGUGACGGAGUCGGUGUCGGACGGUGGCGCCCUAGCCUCUUCGCUGCUGUCCUCCUCGUCGCUGGUCAGUUCCGUCACGAGCAGUAAGGUGGUGUCGUCCUCGUUCAGCUCGUCCACCUCGUCGUCGAUCUCGUCUUCCAUCAAAUCCUCAUCGUUCGAUUCCAGUACCGCGAUCGAUGAGUUCUUCAAGAACUGAACGGCCGGGCGGAGAUCGGUUCGUUCGCCUUGUGAUCACUAUUAUGAUACUUUUAUGAUUUAAUGUGUAACGUUUCGAAUUCAAACAAUUUAAGCGUGUUUUGUUCCCACCACAAAACUACCGCUACCAAACUCAUCGUUUCUUCGCUCGCCUAGUACAAUUAUAUACCGCAGCUCAUCUGUCGUCUGUCUGUUCGAAAAGAUCAACAAAACAUAACUUAAUCGUUCGCAUCAACAGUGUGUUCGGAAUAAAAUAAGAAUAAAGGAAACAAAU
Molecule: messenger RNA, 956 nt
Organism: Anopheles moucheti
Lineage: Eukaryota; Metazoa; Arthropoda; Insecta; Diptera; Culicidae
Exons: 2
Coding region: 255-683 (142 amino acids)
Source: RefSeq, a predicted model, not a curated record